Trichechus manatus latirostris (Florida manatee) is the source of this 2052-nucleotide messenger RNA. RefSeq names its product integrin subunit beta like 1 (gene ITGBL1). Lineage: Eukaryota; Metazoa; Chordata; Mammalia; Sirenia; Trichechidae. Gene Ontology annotation, molecular function: integrin binding. Bases 242 to 1579 code for a protein of 445 amino acids. The transcript is spliced from 10 exons. The record is from RefSeq and is a predicted model, not a curated record. Gene Ontology annotation, biological process: cell migration; integrin-mediated signaling pathway; cell-matrix adhesion. Gene Ontology annotation, cellular component: focal adhesion; cell surface; integrin complex.
ACUCUCCACUGGAGGGGUUUGGCACCAGCACCCCGCCCAGAGCCGUGCCGCUGCCCAAAUCCUCACAGGCAGCUCAUCAAAGCACUUGCAGCUCCGAGCACAGCUCUGGACCUGAAAGCCUGGGUGUCUGUAGGUCUGUCUGCCUGGCCAUCUGCGAGUGGCACCCCUCCCUCCCACCACCUCCCUCCUCAGCCCCACCUUGCAGACGCACAGGUCGCCCUCCACAGCCCCAGAGCUCAGCAUGCUUCCCCCAGGCUUCAGGAACUUCUUGCUGCUGGCGUCUUCCCUUCUCCUCGCUGGGCUGACAGCUGUUCCUCAAAGCUUCUCGCCAUCUCUGAGAAGCUGGUCCGGUGCUGCCUGCAGGCUGUCCAGGGCAGAGUCAGAGCGCCGCUGCCGUGCAUCCGGGCAGUCUCCGGGGAGCGCUCUGUGCCACGGGCGGGGCCGGUGUGACUGCGGAGUCUGCAUCUGUCACGUGACCGAGCCAGGCAUGUACUUCGGGCCCCUCUGUGAGUGCCACGAGUGGGUGUGCGAGACCUAUGACGGAAAGACCUGUGGAGGUACAUGUCACUGUGGUAGGUGUAAGUGUGAUAAUUCAGAUGGAAAUGGACUCGUUUAUGGUAAAUUUUGUGAGUGUGAUGACAGAGAAUGCAUAGAUGAUGAGACAGAAGAAAUAUGUGGAGGCCAUGGAAAGUGUUACUGUGGAAACUGUUACUGUGAGUCUGGUUGGCAUGGAGAUAAAUGCGAAUUCCAGUGUGACAUCACCCCCUGGGAGAGCAAGCGAAGAUGCACGUCUCCAGAUGGCAAAAUCUGCAGUAACCGAGGGAUUUGUGUGUGUGGUGAAUGUUCUUGCCACGAUGUUGACCCCACUGGGGACUGGGGAGAUAUUCAUGGAAAUACCUGUGAGUGUGAUGAGAGGGACUGUAGAGCUGUUUAUGACAGAUACUCUGAUGACUUCUGUUCAGGCCAUGGACAGUGUAAUUGUGGAAGAUGUGACUGCAAAGUAGGAUGGUCUGGGAAAAAGUGUGAACACCCACGUUCCUGCCCGCUGUCAGCCGAGGAGAGCAUCAAGAAGUGCCAAGGAAGCUCGACUCUGCCUUGCUCUGGAAGGGGUAAAUGUGAGUGUGGUAAAUGCACCUGCUACCCUCCAGGAGAUCGCAAGGUGUACGGCAAGACGUGCGAGUGUGACGAUCGUCACUGUGAAGAUCUCAAUGGUGUGGUCUGUGGAGGCCGUGGUACAUGUUCCUGUGGUCACUGCAUUUGUGAGAAAGGAUGGUUUGGGACCCUCUGCCAGCACCCGCAGAAGUGCAACAUGACGGAAGAACAAAGCAAGAGUUUGUGUGAGUCAGCAGAUGGCAUAUUGUGCUCGGGAAAGGGUUCUUGUCACUGUGGAAAGUGCAUUUGUUCUACCCAGGAAUGGUACAUUUCCGGGGAAUUCUGUGACUGUGAUGACAGGGACUGCGACAAGUAUGAUGGUCUUAUUUGUACAGGGAAUGGAAUAUGUAGCUGCGGAAACUGUGAAUGCUGGGAUGGAUGGAACGGAAAUGCUUGUGAAAUCUGGGUUGGCACAGACUAUCCUUAACGGUCACAUGGGAGAGGACUGGAUUCUUCAUUUCCGUAGACCAAUAGAACAUAUAAAUGCAAAGGAAGCCAUGUAUAAUCACCACUAGGACAGGUCAAACAGACUAUUGUAUGUUUUUCUAUUUCUGAAUGCCUGAAAGAGAUCUGGGUACCCAUUAGUAAUAAGCUAUGCAAACUCGGAUGCAAAUAACACUAGAGAGAAUUUCCCUCCCAUAAUUACAUCAGUGGUUCUCAACUAGGACAAUUUUGCCCCAGAGAAGACAUUUGGGAAUGCUUGCAGACAAUUUUGAUUGUUACACUGGGGAAGGUGAUGUUACUGGCAUCUAGUGGAUAGAGGCCAAGGAUGCAGCUAAACAUCCUACUAUGUACAGGACAGCCCCACAUCAAAGAAUUAUCUGACUCCAAAUGUCAAUAGUUCUGAAGUUGAGAAACCCUGAAUUACAUGGUUGUUAGAAAUGCACAUCUCUAAGCAAG